This is a messenger RNA of Lates calcarifer (barramundi perch), 1902 nucleotides long. RefSeq names its product activation-induced cytidine deaminase (gene aicda). Gene Ontology annotation, cellular component: cytoplasm; nucleus. Gene Ontology annotation, biological process: cytidine to uridine editing. The coding region runs from base 1074 to 1709 and encodes 211 amino acids. The record is from RefSeq and is a predicted model, not a curated record. The transcript is spliced from 5 exons. Lineage: Eukaryota; Metazoa; Chordata; Actinopteri; Centropomidae. Gene Ontology annotation, molecular function: cytidine deaminase activity; RNA binding; zinc ion binding.
GCCAGAGCUAAAACAGACAGAGCAAAGAAAAGAGAGCAAAAUAAUACACAUCCUGAUUUGGCAAGGACGGAUGACAGCAUCUGAUGGUUCAAAGGCUUAUGAGUGAGAUUUAUCCACACACUGUGGUCGGUCAGCUGGCCGGCCAGUCUAGCAGACACGUAGGGCGAGGGAGGUCGAUUACAGUUCUGCUCCCAGCCUGACACAGUUUGGGAAAACCCAGAUCAGAGGACAAAGUAGGUGUCAGGGCCUCCAAGGUCUGGGAACGCCUAUAGCUCCACCAAAUCUUGGGGCCUAGAGGGGUGUAUGUCUGUGUGUGUGUGUGUGUUGUGGAGAGGGGCUCAAUAGGUGGAAAGGGUGAAUAGCAGGAGGAGUCUGUGGUGAUCCCUCUCUAGAUCAAGGUGAGAAGGUAUCUGGAAGUUCUUACUUAACGAUGUGGGAAAACUAAAGCGGAGGGGCCGGUGACUGGAUGAGUCCUAAGUGUUUGGAAAGUUCCAGCCAGUUGGCUCAGUUUACUGACGUCUGUGAAAAACUCCAAAGGUUACAAAUCACGUCAAACAGUCCUCUCAUGUGUGGUCACUCAGAUCAUUUUGUAAAAUCUGUGUUGUGUAAUAUGUUGCUCCAUUAAAAUUCCUAUAAUGUCUUGAACCAAAAGAAUGGUUUCACUUUAACCAUUAUGUGAAGUUAUAUAUUUUUAAAAAACACUUAAAAUACCAUGAUGCCCUAAAAAAAAUUCUGAAUAAACACUGACAGAUGAGUAAAUCAUUCAUAGCUUUCAUUGUUCUGCAGCAAGACAAUACAAUGUAUUCAUCUCUUUUGUAUCACGCCCUCUAAACUUACUUUGAAAAAUCUUUCUGUCCAACCAGAAGCUGCCUCUGUUGAAUGCAGGAUGUUUAUGUUUAGAGGUAUAUCUUCUCAGUUCCCUCCCUUGAAGCCCCCAUCACACACAGACACACACACACACACACACACACACACACACACACACACAUGCACAUGCUUUCGCUCUUUCUCAUUUACCUCCAUUUAUUACCCAUGCGUGCUGCUGAGUGACAAAGCAAAGCGCGUCUUUCAAAAUGAUUACAAAGCUAGACAGUGUGCUUUUGCCCAGAAAAAAAUUUAUCUUCCAUUACAAGAAUGUGCGGUGGGCGAGGGGCCGGCAUGAGACAUACCUCUGCUUUGUAGUGAAGAGGCGAGUGGGCCCAGACUCCAUGACCUUUGACUUUGGUCACCUCCGCAAUCGAAAUGGCUGCCAUGUAGAGAUGCUGUUCCUGCGCUACUUGGGAGCCUUGUGCCCUGGUCUGUGGGGGUAUGGCGUCUCUGGAGAGAGGAGGCUCAGUUACUCCAUCACCUGGUUCUGCUCCUGGUCUCCCUGUGCCGACUGCUCCCUCAGACUGGCCCAGUUCCUCAGCCAGAUGCCUAAUCUUCGCCUCAGGAUCUUUGUCUCUCGCCUUUAUUUCUGUGACAUGGAGGACAGCAGAGAGAGAGAAGGCUUGAGGAUGCUGAAAAAAGCUGGAGUGCAUCUCACAGUCAUGAGUUACAAAGACUUCUUCUAUUGCUGGCAGACGUUUGUGGCUCGGAAACAGAGCAAAUUCAAGGCCUGGGAUGAGCUGCACCAAAACUCUGUUCGCCUCGCCAGAAAACUUGACCGCAUCCUCCAGCCAUGUGAAACAGAAGAUUUGAGAGAUGCCUUCAAACUUCUUGGACUGUGAAACACACUCAUGACUUCCUGUUACCAUAAGUUUAUUUUCAUGUCUGUUGAGAAGAGACAUGUUGGUCCAUCACUACAACUGCUAAACUGAGAAUGAAAAAAAAAAGCUGAGAAAAAAAUGGCUAAUUCUACUUGUGGCAAGGCUUUUAUUGUUAGGUAGCUGCUGCUUGCUGUUUCUGUAGCAUUAUGAUCAU